Didymodactylos carnosus is the source of this 1779-nucleotide messenger RNA. NCBI's taxonomy places the organism in Eukaryota, Metazoa, Rotifera, Eurotatoria, Philodinida, Philodinidae. The record is from the annotation of a GenBank genome assembly.
AUGGUUCCGCCCAUUAGUGACAAUGACGAUGAAAUAUUUCAAGAUUCUCGUUCUAUUGAGCUAUCAAAUUCGUCACAAUACUCACGAACAGUUAGUUUUAAAAACACACGGCGAUCAUCAUCAGCGGGAAAGGCGGCUACUGCUCGCUUACGAAGACAACGUACAACCAGUCGUUCGAAAGAAGAUCGCGUUUUUUAUAAUAAUCGUAAUCCAAUUUAUACAGCAGGUAAGCAAUCUCGUAAACUCUACUCACGUUGUAUCAUAUAUACUUCUUUAAUUUAUCGAGGAAGACCACCGUGGUAUGAUGUCAGUGGAGAGACCAAAGAAGCAUUUGUUAUCGGUAUUUGUGGUGGUAGUGCAUCAGGCAAAACAACUGUGGCUAAACGUAUCGUUGAAAAAUUAAAUGUGCCAUGGGUGUCUCUACUAAGUAUGGAUUCAUUUUAUAAAGUUCUAUCAGAUGAACAGCAUCAACAAGCUAAUGAAAACAAUUAUAAUUUCGAUCAUCCAGAUGCAUUUGAUUUUAACCGUCUAUUAGAAACAUUAAAAAAUCUAAAAAAUGGAAAACAAGUUGAAAUACCAUUGUAUAAUUUCCAAACACAUUCAAGAGAAAAUUAUACGAAAACGCUAUACGGUGCUAACGUUGUUAUAUUUGAAGGCAUUAUGGCUUUUGCUAGCAAAGAAAUACGUGAACUUUUAGAUAUGAAAGUAUUUGUUGAUACGGAUGCUGAUAUUCGCCUUGCUCGACGUUUGGAGCGUGAUAUUACUGAACGUGGAAGAGAAAUUGAUGGCGUCAUUCAACAAUACACACGUUUUGUUAAACCAAGUUAUGACAAUUUUAUAGCACCAACGAUGAUCUAUGCAGAUUUGAUAGUUCCAAGAGGUGGCGAAAAUAAAAUUGCGAUCGAUUUGAUUGUGAAUCAUGUCAAUCGAGAACUUCAAAAACGUGGUCUUAAAGUUCGUUCAGAAAUAGCCCACAGAUUCGAAUUUCUUAAAGAACUUCCUAUGCCACAAUCAUUUUAUCUACUUGAACAGACACUGCAGACCAAAUAUUUACACACGAUUAUACGAAAUCAUAAAACGGGUCGAGACGAAUUUAUAUUUUAUUCAAAUCGUUUGAUGCGGCUAUGUACUGAAUACGCUUUAACCCUACUCCCAUUUGAAGAUGUAACAGUUGAGACACAGCAAGGUUUAUCUUACCAAGGCAAAAAACAUGUGAAUGCACGAGUCUGUGGUGUAUCGAUUGUACGCGCUGGCGAAUGUCUUGAGCCAGCAUUGAUCGAAGUUUAUAAAGAUGUUAAAAUAGGAAAAAUUCUAAUACAAACAAAUCAGUUGACUGGUGAACCAGAACUUCAUUAUCUUCGUCUGCCACGUGAUAUAAGUGAUUCGUAUGUGUUUAUAUUAGAUGCCACUGUGGCUACAGGUGCCGCAGCGAUGAUGGCUAUCCGUGUUCUAUUAGAUCAUAAUGUUGAUGAAGAAAAAAUUGCAUUAUUAUCUUUACUUGUAUCGAAACAAGGUGUACAAACUAUUGGCUAUGCAUUUAACAAAGUGAAGAUUAUUGCGACUGCAUGUGAUGAACACUUAGAUGCUCAGUAUUUCAUUUGUCCAGGGUUGGGAAACUUUGGUGACAGAUAUUUUGGAACAGAUAAUACUAAUAAUUCGAAGAAUGAGUCUAAUGAAAAUUCUCUGCGUAAAUUCUCAGAAUUUCAUCCAUCAGAUGACGUAUCGCCACCACCUACAGCACCGGUGCUGGAGUUUGAUCAAGAAGAUAGCCGUUUAUAA